UGGUGUGUGUGUGUGCUGUGUUCACCCACUCCCCUAAAGUAACCUUUAUUUCCGAAUAGAGUACGUGUUGUCCUAAGAAACAGCGUCACUUUGCGGUGUAAGCAUUGUUGUCACUUCCGAUGAUAGAUCAGCGCGUAGAAUUCCUUUCUCGGGGACACCAUUCGACGACUGAGCAGUCGGUGCGCGCACAGUAGCUUUAGCUUUCCGUUUUUCGCCUGAGAAGUCGGCUUCCCCACAGCCCUCGAAGUGCGCCGACACUCUGCCGGCAAGAUGUGUUUGACCAGAGGCGCUGGUUUGACACUACACGUUCAAGUGGCGGAGGCGCUGCGCAGGACAGUGCCGGCGCGCUAAAUACACUUGGAAAACAAGACGUAACCAAUUCCACGAAAAUAAUGUUCCACUUGUUCGAGACGACGCGACUGCUCUCCCUGCCGUCUUCUCGCCGUCAUGACGGUGUUCGGGCCUCGGUGGUUUUAUCAACGUUCGCCGAGAACGCCGACUGGCAGAUCUUGGUUCUUGUCUGCAGCAGUGGGCACGUGGUUUUGUACCUGCGGCACUUGCAAGACCCCCGACCCCGGUUCUGGACCUUGCCAUGGUCGACGCCACGGAGGCCACACCCAUUUGGCGAAGUGGUGGCACUGUGCAUGGACCCCCUGGGCACCAGGGUUGUCCUUGUGACUGCUGGUAGCGCACUGUUUGUCUGGGACAUCACCCCAUUUCUGGACGAAAACACAUGCAGUGCCAGCAGGAACGUGGUGGAUGACACGCAAUCAAUUCGUCUCCCCAGAGACCGAGGAGUGCCCACGUGUGUCUGCUGGUGGCAAACUCUGAAGGGAGUUUCGGUUGCUGUCGUUGGCACAGAGCUGGGAGAGCUGCGCUUUGUAGACCUGCAAGGAAAGACUCAGCUGGCUUCCACGGCCAUUGGGCACGCUAUCGUGGAUGUGCACGUCGUGAGCGCCGUUCGCAACAUCACCCACCUUCUUGUGACCGACAUCGACCGACAGCACUGGCAUCUGCUGCUGGAGGACAAAGCCAGCAAUCACGACUGGCUCCGGGGCGGUCACUUGCCGGUUAUCACCACUGUUGGUGCUGCCGGUGCUGCCACGUCCGAGUGGCGACUGUGGUCAUCGACAGACCGUGAAGACUCAAUGGCAGGGCAAGACAACAGUCCACCCCAGCAACCUCGUCGUGUGUCCAAGCUCGGCCGGGACACGCUCCUGGACAAGCAGACUGUCCAGGGUCGCCAGUGUCUGCUCGUGCUGGACGCAGCCUCGGGCCAGCUCGAGCUUUACGACGGUGGGGAUGUGGCCCGUCGAGCGUCGUGCCUGUACAGUGUGCCCGUGACAGGUGCGCGCCGUGUGGUGUUGACGGACCAGCUGCUCGUUGUGGCCGCUGGUGGGGAGAGUGGAUCACCCGACACCCAACUGCACCUGUUCUCCAAAAGUGCCCUUGAUUUCGCCAGCAUCAGCACAAAAAAGAAAGAGUGCAUCGACCCUGCCCUGCAGAGGAUCGUCAUCAAAGAGCCCACCUUGGCGAUUUAUCGUUGCUCGAGGCCUCGUUACCAGCCGCAGGCAGCAGCAGCAACAACUGGAACUGAUGCUGUGAGUGAAAACCUUAAGGAUGCCGACGAGGUGUCGCUGACCUCCGAGACUUUUCUGGAUGGCUUCUUCGUGGUGACGCGAUACGGCAUCUAUGCCUGCAAGUCCAAGUGUUCAGUGGAGCGCCUGUUCCUGAGUUUUACGAGUUCACCCUCGACGCUGUCCUCGGCAGAGCACCUGGGUGCCCUGUUGAACCUGGACAUGUUCUCCCUGUACGAGGCAGCCGCGGAGGCACAGCUCGUGCGCGGACAGUUUCCGCAAGCCGUACGCCUGUACCAAUUGUCCAAGUGUCCUCAGCUGAAAAGGGUGGCCCACUUUGCGAGCCGGGGCUUCCUCUCGGAGCUGCUGGCCUACGUGCAGGUGCUGUUUGGCACCAGGGCCUCCGAGAUACCCGCACCCGACCGGGUCCACUUUGCCAAUGUGGCUGCCCUGGGGUUUGUGCAGCAGGUGCUGAGCAAGCGCCACGCCACGGCCGACCGCGACGCCGUCCUCCAGGCGUUCAGGGAGUUCCUGCGAGAGAACCUGUACUACGAUGCGUCGGUCGUGAUGCGGAUGCUGUCGGAGCAGCGCCUCUACGAGCUGCUCUACCACUGUGCCCAGCUGCGUGGUCAGCGGCGCCUGAUGGUGGAACAACUGGUGCACUUUGACCCCAGCCUGGCCCUGGACCCGGCCACGUGCGCCGUUCUUGCCAGCCGAGGUUACGGACACCUCCUCCAGCAGGCCACACACGAGUACUUCCCGGUGUGUGUGACCGACCCGGACCUGCUGCUUCCCCUGUCGUGUGACCUGUCGCUACUGGGCACACAUUUACGGCUACUGGCCGACCUGCUGCCGCGUCUGGAGCCCGACAUGGUGCAGCGGGUGGCCAGAAUGUACGACGCAUCACGGCCGGGUCCGGCUCUAGCCCUGCGACGAAUCCUGCUCGCAUCUUCAAGGCAGGGCCGCUACCCUGGCUCUUCUUCUUCGUCUCUUUCGACAGACUCGCUGGACUUGACACAAUCGGACGACGACACGGUCAACGAGGAAGACAUUGUCAAGUUCAUGAUCUUUGUACUGCUGAUGCUGAACCGGCGUCGGUCUAAGAACCGGGGCUACGACGAAAAACUGCUGAGGACCGGCUUCUUCACGCCCUCAGCCCCGUCCAGUUUGAAGCGCACCGCCUCCCAGGAGCCCGAACGUUACGUGGCCUGCGGCCAGUCCCACUGCGGCCUGGUGGUUCGUGGCAAGGCCUACACCUGGGGCCGAGCUCAGUUUGGCCGGCUGGGCCACCGGGAGAGCCACAAGGAGAUCCUGGGUGUCACGUGUGUCGAGGUGCUCGACAACCUGAGGGUCAAGGUGACGCAGGUGGCCUGUGGCACCCACCACACCCUCUUCAACACCGACGCAGGCGUGUUUUCGUGCGGCUCAUCGCGCUACGGCCAGCUGGGCCUGGGCAACGUGCAGAGGACCUGGGUGCCUCACUUGGUCGACACCCUGGCCGGCAGGGAGGUCAUCAAGGUGGCCGCUGGACUAUACCACUCACUGGCAGUCACCAAAGAUGGCAGCCUGUUCACCUGGGGCUGGGGAGUUCAUGGCCAGCUCGGCCACGGCAGCUGUGCCGAUGAGAGGCAUCCUCGGCCAGUGGCCAGCCUGGCCGACCACAAGAUCAUCGAUGCCUACGGGGGCUGUGGUCAUUCGGUGGCACUGACCUCGGAGGGUGUGGUGUUCACCUUUGGGUGCAACCUGUUUGGCCAGCUGGGCCUGGGCCGAACAACCAAGAAGAGCAACCCCCAGCGGCUUGACCUGGGAGAACCCGUGCGACUGCUGUGCUCGGGAUUCUUCCAAGUGCUGGCGCUUCUGUCGUCGGGGCGCCUGGUGACGUGGGGUGCCAACCCUCAGAGCCUGCGGCUGCAGGCACAGUCGUCGCGUCGCUCGCGCCUCCAGGCAGUGGUGGCCCAGAACGAGCUGCUCUCCUCCCUGGCGGGGGGACCCCACGGGGGAAACCUGCGGCACCCGGCCUCGGCAGCGGCUGCCGCGGCCCUGCCCGCACCCGGCACCAGCCCCAUGGCACAGGCCUUGCUCCAUGGCCACCAGCGCCACCUGUCGCCCACUGAGGUGGACCUGUCGGCAGUACGAGGACCCCUGGUGGCCAUGGCCUGUGGCUCCAACCACGCACUCCUGCUCACCCGGGAUGGGGAAAUCUAUGCCUGGGGCCGCAACACUGAAGGACAGCUCGGACUGGGAAACCGGAAGGACCAGAAAAACCCUCAGCUGGUGUCGCACCUGGCCCAGCGGAGCAAGGUGGCACAGGUGUCAUGUGGCCGAGACUUCAGCCUGGCCCUGGACACCCAGGGCAAGCUAUGGGCCUGGGGACAGAACGACGGUGGACAGCUGGCGUGCAAGGUGCCGACGGAGGAAAGCUCGGUGCGCCAUCUGCGGGUGCUGUCGAGCCGCAUGAUCACCAUCCGCACCAGUCGCUGCCUCAUCACCAUUCCCCAGGGACAACGCACGGGGGAGGUGAGGCCCAUCGAAGUCACCACCCUGCCCCCAGAGAUCACCCGGCCACCCCCGGAAGACCUCGAGCAGUCGUUGCGACAAAAGGCCUUCCAGAAUGCAUACCUGAGCCGCACUACACCGACCUUUGACCUGGGUUCUCUCGAUGACCCACCGUACGGUCCUGUGGCCUUGCACACUGCCUUGGAGGCAUUCCGAGGCAGCUACGAUCCUACUUCGGUCGUCAACUACUGCCAACGCUUCUCGGACUUCCAGGCUGCUGCGAAGGUCUCGCUGCUUGAGGGGCAGUUUGCCCAGGCCCUGCAGUACCAGUUCCAGGCUCUGAUGUUUGACCCUAAGGUGACACGUGAGUUCCUGACGACAAAUGCAGUGGAGGCCGUCACCUACUACCUGGGGCUUAUUGACAAGGAGAACAGUGAAGCUAACUUCGGCUUCUUUGAAAAUAUGGUAAGCUUCUGGCAAGAGGAGGAACUCCCUGUGAAGCCACUGGAGCAACUCUUCCAGGCCAACCUUCCGGACAUUGGCUACUCUCUGGGCCUGGUUUUGUUCAGCAACGAGCGGGAGGUGGUGUCCCAGUUUGUGUCGCGCCUGUCGACUGGACUCUGCCUGUCGCUGGCGGCCGCCAUGCGUGACCGGGUGACCUCGGGCCACCCCCACGGGGAGCUGAUCGGGGUGCUACUCGAGAAGUCCGGCACGGCCGCCCUAGCUGCCCAGAUCCGACUGGUGGACGAGAGUGCCGGAUGGGAGCCCGCCGUGCCACCGCAGCGCCUCUGGGAGCAGCUGGUGCGCAGCCUCGGACAUGGUAUCCGGCGCAAGGCAGCACUCAGGCUCUCGGCCCCCGAGGUGGAACGGCUGACGCAGACGCUGCUUGCCGAGCAGUCCGCCAAGGCCGGCACCUCCCCGACCGACAAACUGGCCGGCAACGCCUUGGUCUUCUCGUGUGGCCACAACACAACAGCCACGGUGUUUCACGAGACGGCAAUGCCAGAGCUGGAGGACUCCCUGCUGAGGCGACUGCAGCGACCCCUGCCUCUGACGGCCAAGUUACUUACUCACGGCUAUGCGAUGCCCGGGGUGAUUCCGUUUGCGUGUCCACGGUGCGUCGUCAACGAGAUACGUGCCAACUGGUGAAUCGGCGUGACAUUCUGA
Molecule: messenger RNA, 5240 nt
Organism: Rhipicephalus sanguineus (brown dog tick)
Lineage: Eukaryota; Metazoa; Arthropoda; Arachnida; Ixodida; Ixodidae
Exons: 32
Coding region: 393-5222 (1609 amino acids)
Source: RefSeq, a predicted model, not a curated record